UUCGUUAUAUUGUCGAAGAGGAGUCGGAGUCGGUGGGGAAAAGGGACGUUAUAAAGGAGACGUCUUCUACUUACUACUACUUCUACUACUACUACGACUAUCUUCAUGUCGAAUGUAAACUUUUGUUUAUUUCUGGUUGGUUUAUUGAUUAUAUGAAGAGAAAGAAAGGCGAAGGGAACAGGGAACCCCUGUCUACGGAAAGCAAGGUGCUGGAUAUCAAAGGAGUACAUGAAUUACUUGAAGUAGUAGAAGAAGAAGAAGAGGAGGAAGGAGAGGAAGCAGAAGAGGAAGAAGAAGAAGAAGAAGACGAAGAAGAGGAAGAAUUUGAUGAAGAAACUGAUUUUGAUGAGGAGGAAACUGAUUAUUUUGAUGAAGAAGACGACUAUUUUGACGAGGAGGAAUUAGAAGAAGAGGAAGAAGUGGAGAAGGAGGAAGAAGAAGAAGAAGAAGAAAAAGAACAGCCACAGGAACAAGCAUCAGUGUGAACUGGAAGCUCACCAACUGUGUUAGGGUAACUCUUCUCUUCCUGUAUAAACAUUACAAGAAGUUUUGGAAGCCUCUUAUAACCCCCAGUUACUUUACUACAGUUUUUAAGCAAGGACAGUCUUCAGAGGUUGUUUUUGCAGACAAGUUUCACUGUCGAUGUUUCUUCUCAAAAGAUGAUAACUAAAAAUAUCUCAAGGUAUGUAAGAACUGAAG
Molecule: messenger RNA, 699 nt
Organism: Macrobrachium nipponense
Lineage: Eukaryota; Metazoa; Arthropoda; Malacostraca; Decapoda; Palaemonidae
Product: glutamic acid-rich protein-like
Exons: 2
Coding region: 153-485 (110 amino acids)
Source: RefSeq, a predicted model, not a curated record